CGGUACCUACACCUUCAAGGUCCGUGUCCUUGAAGGCGUCCUCGAUUUUCUCGUCGUCCCGGGUUAUACACGAAAAGGAUCGCCGCCGUGUUGGGCGUCUCGCGACCGAGAUCUCUCUCUAGCUAAGGAUCUCCCUUUUGCACCCGACUUCCUUUCCUCUCCGAAAACGUCAUCGUUCCACCCUGAGAUUGAAUUCUACCCUCUCAUCCUUCGCUGAUCAGGAGCGAUCGAACGGGAGUGAUUGAAGGAGUGAAGAGAUUUAGGUGCAAGACGAAGUAGAAGAAGAAGAAGAAGACGACGUCGAAGAAAGGAAGUCACGUUCCCCGCCGAGGAUCAGGACGAGCAUGAGGUCCUCGCUGGUGCUGCUCCUGGCAGCAGCUCUCGUCCUUGCCGAGGGCUCGAGCCGAGUUAAGCGACAGGACGACAAGAAGGAGGAGAGCUUUGAGAACGAGAUCUGCAAGGAUAAGGAUGCCGGAGAAUGGUUCAGAUUGGUCGCUGGCGAGGGUGAUAAUUGCCGCGACGUAAUUCAAUGCACAAGUUCCGGUCUGCAGGCAAUAAGAUGCCCGGCCGGUCUUUACUUCGACAUCGACAAGCAGACGUGCGAUUGGAAGGACUCCGUCAACAACUGCAAACUGAAGAACAAGGAGAGGAAGGCUAAGCCUCUGCUUUAUACCGAGGAGCCGCUUUGCCAAGACGGUUAUCUCGCGUGCGGCGACGGAUCUUGCAUCGAGAGAGGUCUCUUCUGCAACGGCGAGAAGGACUGCACCGACGGUUCCGACGAGAACAUUUGCGAUAUGGACAACGAUCCUAAUAGAGCCCCACCAUGCGACCCCGCCGUGUGUGUUUUGCCCGACUGUUUCUGCUCGGAGGAUGGUACGACGAUACCCGGGGAUCUCCCGUCCAAGGAUGUGCCGCAAAUGGUUACGAUAACCUUCGACGACGCCAUCAACAACAAUAACAUCGGCCUCUACAAGGAGAUCUUCAGUGGUAAACGUAAGAAUCCGAACGGUUGCGACAUCAAGGCUACGUUCUUCGUCUCGCACAAGUACACUAAUUAUUCCGCGGUCCAGGAGAUGCACAGAAAGGGCCACGAGAUCGCCGUUCACUCUAUCUCGGCAAGGCAUAACGACGACGAGCGCUUCUGGUCGGACGCGACCGUCGACGACUGGGCGAAGGAGAUGGCCGGGAUGAGGAUCAUCGCCGAGAAGUUCGCCAAUCUGACAGACAACAGCGUGGUGGGUGUAAGAGCGCCGUAUCUGCGAGUUGGUGGUAACAAUCAGUUCACCAUGAUGGAAGAACAAGCCUUCCUGUACGACUCCACUAUUACCGCGGCCUUGAACAAUCCCCCGUUAUGGCCGUACACCAUGUACUUCCGGAUGCCGCAUCGCUGUCACGGAAAUCUUCAGCACUGCCCGACCAGAUCGCACGCUGUCUGGGAGAUGGUGAUGAAUGAAUUGGACCGUCGCGAGGAUCCGCAGAACGACGAGUACCUGCCCGGUUGUGCCAUGGUGGAUUCUUGCAGCAACAUCCUGACCGGGGAUCAGUUUUACAAUUUCCUCAAUCACAACUUUGACCGUCACUACGAGCAGAAUCGCGCGCCCCUCGGUCUUUACUUCCACGCUGCCUGGCUGAAGAACAAUCCCGAGUUCCUGGACGCGUUCCUCUAUUGGAUCGACGAGAUCCUGCAGAGUCACAACGACGUCUACUUCGUGACGAUGACCCAGGUGAUUCAGUGGAUCCAGAAUCCGCGCACCGUCACCGAGUCGAAGAACUUCGAGCCUUGGCGGGAGAAGUGCACAGUGGAAGGUCCACCGGCGUGUUGGGUGCCUCAUACCUGCAAGUUGACCUCGAAGGAGGUGCCCGGAGAGACCAUCAACCUUCAGACUUGCGUGCGCUGUCCCAACAAUUAUCCCUGGGUGAACGACCCGACCGGUGACGGCUUCUUCUAAACUGCCGAAAGCGCGAUCCUUCUUUUCGUCUAAGUCAACAAAUCCCUUUUCUCUAUUCUCCACUUCCCUCUUUCUGAUCUGUCAGUAUCCUCGAGGCUUUCGAGAGCAACGACGACGAGGCACGCGAGAAGAAAGGAGAAGAAACGUCGUCGUCGAUUUGUUAGACUCUGGCGACUCCGCUCUAGUUGCCAAUAAUUUCGCUGUUUUAUUUUCGAGAACGAUGUGUAUCUGUGAUGAUUAAGUUCAGUUCGAUUAAGAACUGUGAUGAUUAAGUUCAGUUCGAUUGAGAACUAGAACAUACUACACGGAGUCUAAUGGAUUGAAGACGAAUGAAACGCAGGAAAGCUUUCUAUCCGCUUCGCGUUCAUCGAAAUUAUCGGGAAAAAAUUAAACAAAAAAUUAUUGCAUUAUUAUUCGAAAAAUUUUUUUCGCGCGUGCCUCGUUAUCAGCUGGUAAUUAAAGCUAACGUUCAUCAUACGCCAGCAAUCUGUGAUAGACUCCCUAGGAAGGCGACGUCCUCGAAACCCUCGAGGCAACUACGAUGAUGACGACGACGACGAAGAGAUUCGUGCGCAUUCCAUUCGAAAAAACUGCACAAAAGCAAAGCAAAAUAUCGCGCCCCACCCGAUCCCACAAGGAGAAAUCGUGGAUUUCCUUCGAUGGCGGCGACUGGCGAUCCGCGAGUGGGAUUCCGUGUGUAAUAUAACCGUGUCCUCUUCUUAUUCUCUCUUUCUUUCUCGCACCUCUGAUUUCCCAACCGCGAUAUCGAUCUAUCGGCGAAUAUGCGCCUUCCUUAAAUUCCCCUUCUUCUCCUUUCUUGGAAGUAAUCCAUGAAGACCGCCAGAUUAAUUGUUCCCUGAUUCGAAGGGUGCCCUUACUUUUUAAGGGUUCCGCCGAUUUAUAUAUAAAUAUAUAUAUAUAUAUAUAUAU
Nylanderia fulva is the source of this 2879-nucleotide messenger RNA. The record is from RefSeq and is a predicted model, not a curated record. Lineage: Eukaryota; Metazoa; Arthropoda; Insecta; Hymenoptera; Formicidae.